GUUUCAGUAGCAAUUUCUCUCAUCGUUUCGAUGUGCGCUUCAUUUGGCAAUAAAUGAGCAGUGUGAUCAAUUUUCGAGCUAAAGACGAUGCCUCAUCGUUAGGCCCUUAUCGCGACCAGCGAUUCAAGGGUUCACUGCGUGAACAGGAAAAGCUUCUGCUUAAUUCGAAAACACUUUAUGUUGGCAACCUGUCAUAUUACACAACAGAGGAACAGACUUAUGAACUGUUUAGUCGGGCUGGUGAUAUCAAACGUAUAAUCAUGGGUAUUGAUCGAUUUAAGAAGACGCCAUGCGGAUUUUGUUUUGUUGAAUACUACCUUCGAGAAGAUGCGGAAGACGCUAUGCGUUGCAUAAAUGGAACCCGGUUAGAUGAUCGAAUAAUUCGUACGGAUUGGGACGCUGGAUUUGUAGAAGGUCGACAGUACGGACGUGGUAAACAUGGUGGGCAGGUCCGAGAUGAAUACCGCAAAGAUUAUGAUCCAGGACGAGGAGGAUGGAACAGAGUUAUUGCAACAAGAAGUGCUGGACCAGAUUAGUUUUCCAGAAAUAUUUUCAGUUAAGGUGAAAAUCGCUUAAUGUUUCUGUGCAUUUGGAAUAGAAGGAUAGUGAGGAGCACUCAUUUCCUGGAUUAGCUUGUUAUUUAAUUGUAAUUACAAUUCCAUCGCUUCUGAUAUUACAAAGUUCAGCAAAAUUUUAAUUCUAAGAUAUCAUUUAGCUUGUUGACAGUGUUCAAGUACGCUCACCAACUCACUAACUUCUGUUUUAAUUUUCAAAAAGGC
Messenger RNA from Loa loa (African eye worm), 779 nucleotides. Its product is annotated as nuclear cap binding protein subunit 2. The transcript has 6 exons. Gene Ontology annotation, biological process: mRNA cis splicing, via spliceosome. Lineage: Eukaryota; Metazoa; Nematoda; Chromadorea; Rhabditida; Onchocercidae. The coding region runs from base 54 to 536 and encodes 160 amino acids. Gene Ontology annotation, cellular component: nuclear cap binding complex. Gene Ontology annotation, molecular function: RNA cap binding. The record is from RefSeq and is a predicted model, not a curated record.